AAAAAAAACAAAAACAAAAAGAAAAAAAAAAAAAAAAGAGCCCAACCUUAUUCCCUUUUUGCCGCUACUUUCGAGUUUCGUCGCCGGGGAUUCGGAGGGGGUUGAGGGCGAACAUUGAGGGAGAGUUGCUCUGAUUCGCUUUGUAAAUGGAAGUGUCCGUGCUUGGCCAUGGCUUCCAAUCUCUUCUUCCUCGCCGCUUCCCCUUUCCUCCUCCCUCUUCUCCUUCUUCUUCUUCUUCUUCGACCAGAGGACUAAUCAUUUCUCGACUUUUCUGCUAUGCGACCUCCACUUUUGUUAAUGGAGAAGUCGCAGCUACUCAGACUCAGAAGCGCCAUUCCAAGUCCUACUUGGCCAGACAGUCUGCCAUUCGUGAAGUUCAACAAUCCUCUGAUUGCAGAUCAGCUCUUUCCAGAUUAGAAGGUGUUUUAAAGGUGCAAGACUUAAAUGCGAUAUUACGCCAUUUUGGGACACGAAAGAGAUGGCAUGACCUUUCCCAGAUUUUUGAUUGGAUGCAACAGAAUGGAAAGAUUAGCGCAUCCUCUUAUAGCAGCUAUAUAAAAUUCUUGGGAGAGAGCCUCAAUCCUAUGGAGGCACUUGAAAUAUACAGUAGCAUCCAAGAUGAAUCAAUCAAAAGCAAUGUCUUCGUGUGCAAUUCUGUUCUUGGUAGUUUGAUCAGGAAUGGAAAAUUUGAUGGCGGCUUUAAAUUGUUUCAUCAGAUGAAGCAGGAUGGUUUAACGCCGGAUAUCAUUACAUAUAGUACGCUGCUUGCAGGUUGCAUAAAAGCCAAGCAAAGUUACCCUACAUCUGUAGAACUUGUCCAGGAAUUGCGGCAUAAUGGGCUGCAAAUGGACAGUGUAAUUUAUGGGACAAUUCUGGCUAUAUGUGCUUCCAAUAAUAAAUGGGAGGAAGCAGAAAGGUAUUUUAACCAAAUGAAGGAUGAAGGACAUCCACCGAAUGAGUUCCACUAUAGCUCUUUGCUCAAUGCCUACUCUAUAUGCGGAAACUAUAAGAAGGCUGAGAUUUUGGUUCAAGAUAUGAAAUCUGCAGGGUUAGUACCAAACAAGGUGAUUUUAACGACUCUACUGAAAGCAUAUGUCAGAGGAGGCUUGUUUGAAAAGUCUAAAGAACUAUUAGCUGAACUGGAAGCUUUGGGCUAUGCUGAAGAUGAGAUGCCGUAUUGUUUAUUGAUGGAUGCACUUGCUAAGGAUGGACAGAUCAAUGAAGCUAAAUUAGUGUUUGAUGAAUUGCAGAAAAAAUGUGUUAGAUCAGAUGGCUAUGCAUACAGUAUCAUGAUUUCUGCCUUCUGCCGAGGUCGGCGUUUUGAAGAGGCGAAGCAGUUGGCAAAGGAUUUUGAAGCAACAUAUGACAGAUAUGACUUAGUGAUGCUGAACACUAUGAUCUGUGCUUAUUGCAGAGCAGGUGAAAUGGAGAGUGUAAUGGAAAUGCUGAAGAAAAUGGAUGAAUUAGCAAUAAGUCCUGAUUAUAAGACCUUUCAUAUCCUAAUAAAAUAUUUCUGUAAGGAGAAGUUGUAUUUGCUUGCUCAUCGGACCAUGGUGGACAUGCACAAUAAAGGCCAUCAACUAGAGGAGGAACUAUGUUCGUCCUUAAUGUUUCAUCUUGGUAAGAUGAAGGCACACGUAGAAGCUUUUUCUGUCUACAACAUGUUGAGAUAUAGCAAAGGCACAAUGUGCAAGGCCUUUCAUGAGAAGAUUCUCCACAUUCUAAUAGCAGGGCGUCUUCUUAAAGAUGCCUAUGUAGUAGUAAAGGACAAUGGAGAGUUGAUUUCUGCACCUUCUAUGAAGAAGUUUGCAACUAUAUUUUUGAAGUCGGGAAACAUCAAUUCAAUGAAUGAUGUGUUGAAAAUGAUCCAUGGUUUUGGCUGCAAGAUUGAUCAGGAUUUAUUUCGGAUGGCCAUAUCACGCUAUAUUAUGAAACCCGAAAAGAAGGAUUUGCUUCUGCAACUACUGCAAUGGAUGUCCGGUAAUGGUUAUGUUGUCAACUCAUCGACAAGAAACCUAAUCCUGAAGAACUCACACUUAUUUGGUCGGCAACUCAUUGCUGAGAUACUGUCCAAGCAGCAAAUGAUGUUAAAAGCAUCAAAAUCAAAUUAAAGGAGGGAUAAAUAAAUCUGAAACCAGGGAGUUCACUGCAGAAAGCAAUUUGCUGCACCUCGCCCUCGCAAGCAAUUUGAUGCGCGGGCAAAAAGUGUGACACACUGAUAUAACGUGUACACAAGUUGCACUGGAAAUUGUGAGUUCAGCUUUGUUUGGCAAUGUUGAGUUUCUUGGGGGUCUUAAUGGUAAGAACUCAGCUGCUCAGUCGCAAAUAUCCGGUUGCUUUACCUUUGAGCCCGUGACAAAUUUGGCUGCUAUGAGUGAAAGAUAUGUCAUGUCAGUUUAGUGAUUACUAUCAGAUUUAGAUUGUACAAAGUCCCUUAUGAGGCAAUAAGAUUUUCUUGCAUUAGCACAUAAUUUCUCCAGAUUUUGCAAUCAGAACUGGUAUCAUGUAAUCGAUCAAGAUGAAUGAUUAAGAAUGGGGUUAAACGGUACUAUGAAUGGGUUUAAUGCAAAAAUUAUG
Messenger RNA from Morus notabilis, 2577 nucleotides. RefSeq names its product pentatricopeptide repeat-containing protein At1g10910, chloroplastic. The coding region runs from base 147 to 2111 and encodes 654 amino acids. Gene Ontology annotation, molecular function: protein binding. The transcript is spliced from 11 exons. NCBI's taxonomy places the organism in Eukaryota, Viridiplantae, Streptophyta, Magnoliopsida, Rosales, Moraceae. The record is from RefSeq and is a predicted model, not a curated record.